This is a messenger RNA of Thunnus maccoyii (southern bluefin tuna), 4092 nucleotides long. RefSeq names its product solute carrier family 8 member 2a (gene slc8a2a). Gene Ontology annotation, biological process: sodium ion transmembrane transport; cell communication; calcium ion import across plasma membrane. The coding region runs from base 226 to 2985 and encodes 919 amino acids. The record is from RefSeq and is a predicted model, not a curated record. The transcript is spliced from 12 exons. Gene Ontology annotation, molecular function: calcium:sodium antiporter activity. Lineage: Eukaryota; Metazoa; Chordata; Actinopteri; Scombriformes; Scombridae. Gene Ontology annotation, cellular component: sarcolemma; axon; postsynapse.
AGCAUCACCACCGCGAGUUAACGGCAAUGUGAGUUAAUGGGAAAGUUCACUCUCUGAGUUCAGCUGUGUGUCGAGACCGGGAUAGUUUUACCAGGCGUGUGUUUCCAGACUUUCAGAAGCAAUGCCAGGCUUUGGUGGAGCUGUGCCAUAAAGCAGAAGGAGAGUCUUCUGACCCAGCAGCUCCCCCCAGUGACCCCCCCACACCCCUCCUGACUCAGGGAUAUCAUGGGACCCUUCCCCUUUCACACUUCCACACUCCCUUUCCUCUUCCUCUCCCUCCUCCUCCUGUCUCACCCCUGCACCUCCUUCAGGCCCCAGGUAGUGGAGCGAGCGUCUAGCCCCGAUCAGCCCCCGCCCUCUGGUAACACUACAGCGUCUGGCAAGCGGACAUGUACGGACAAAGUGGUGUGUAGACCUGGCAUCCUGCUGCCAGUGUGGUUGCCACUCAACCCUCCACUGGGGGAGCAGACAGGGAGGGCUCUGGUCUACUUCCUCUGUCUCAUGUACAUGUUCCUGGGUGUGUCCAUCAUUGCAGACCGCUUCAUGGCAUCUAUAGAAGUCAUCACCUCUCAGGAGAAAGAGGUAACAAUCACCAAACCCAACGGUGAAACGACGGUAACAACGGUGCGAAUCUGGAACGAGACUGUGUCCAACCUCACACUCAUGGCCCUGGGCUCCUCGGCACCUGAGAUCCUGCUUUCUGUUAUUGAGGUGUGUGGACACAACUUUAAUGCGGGGGAGCUCGGCCCAGGCACCAUAGUGGGCAGCGCUGCCUUCAAUAUGUUUGUCAUAAUUGGUAUUUGUGUGUGGGUGAUCCCUGACGGAGAGUCUCGCAAGAUUAAACACCUGCGUGUGUUUUUUAUUACGGCUUUCUGGAGUAUUUUUGCCUACAUUUGGCUCUACCUCAUACUGGCUGUCAUCUCACCUGGGAUUGUAGAGGUGUGGGAGGCUGUAGUGACGCUGCUCUACUUUCCUGUGUGUGUGAUCUUGGCUUGGAUCGCUGACCGUCGCCUACUCUUCUACAAAUAUAUGCACAAGCGCUACCGUGCUGACAAGAGACACGGGAUUGUGGUGGAAAUGGAAGGUGACCUUGCACCCAAAGGCACUGACGUGAUCAUGGAUGGAAAGUUCUCAGACGGCAGUUCGUGCCCUGGAAACUCCUCCAGUGUGACCGUGUCUGUGCAGACAGGCAAUGAACUAGACCAGAACAAAGAUGAGGUGGUCCGUAUUCUGAAAGACCUGAAGGAGAAACACCCAGACAAAGACCUUGACCAGCUGAUUGAGAUGGCCAACUACUCUGCCCUGGUUCAUCAGAAGAAGAGCCGUGCCUUCUACCGUGUCCAGGCAACACGCAUGAUAAUUGGUGCUGGAAACAUAUUAAGGAGACAUGCUGCUGAGCACACGCGUCGCUCUGGUACCAGGAGCCAGGAGGACAUGGCCACAUGCUCUCAUAUUUGUUUUGAAAGUGCACAGUACCAGUGCACUGAGAACUGUGGGACCCUUACCCUCUGGGUGAUCCUUGAGGGGGGCACAGGCCAGAACACUUUCUAUGUGGACUACUGUACAGAAAAUGGUUCCGCUAAUGCCGGAGCAGACUAUGAAUUCAGUGAGGGAACCUUAGUGUUUAAGCCAGGGGAGACCCGGAAAGAGAUCAAGGUGGGCAUCUUGGACGAUGACAUCUUUGAGGAGGACGAGCACUUCUUUGUGCGUCUUCAGAACCUGAGGUUAGAUGAGGGUGGAAAUGAGGGGACAGGAACUCCACCCAAGGGUAGACUAGUGGAGCCGCUGGUUGCCACCAUCACUAUCUUGGAUGACGACCAUGCCGGCAUCUUCACCUUUGGUCAGCGUGUGCUGCGGGUGAGUGAGAGCACAGGCAUGCUGAUGGUGACAGUGGUGAGGAACUCUGGCUCUAGGGGCACCGUUGCUGUGCCAUACCAUACAGAGGAUGGCAGUGCCAAGGCUGGAGUGGACUACGAGGAGACCAGAGGGGAGCUGGAAUUCACCAAUGAACAGACCAGUCAGACCUUACAAGUGCGCAUUAUAAAUGUGGAGGAGUACGAGAAGCAGGAAAACUUCUUCAUUGUGCUUGAGGAUCCCAAAUGGCUGAAGCGAGGACUCUCAGGCAACCCCACCCCUGAGGAGGAAGAUGCCAGGAGGAUCUCUGAGAUGGGCAAACCCAUUCUAGGAGAGCACAGCAGACUGGAGGUCAUCAUAGAGGAGUCCUGUGAGUUUAAGAGCACUGUGGACAAACUGCUGAAGGACACAAAUCUGGCUGUAGUGAUUGGCUCUCACUCAUGGAGAGAGCAGUUUAUUGAAGCAGUCACAGUCAGUGCAGGUGACGGAGAUGAGGAGGAAGGACAGGAGCAGCGAAUGCCGAACUGCUGCGACUAUUUCAUGCACAUAUUUUGCGUUUUCUGGAAGGUUCUUUUUGCUUGUGUCCCGCCCACUGGGUACUGGAAUGGCUGGGCGUGCUUCAUAGUGUCAAUCUCUGUCAUCGGUGUCUUAACAGCCAUUAUUGGGGACCUUGCUUCCCAUUUUGGCUGCACAGUAGGCCUGAGAGACACAGUCACUGCGGUGGUGUUUGUAGCUCUGGGGACUUCACUUCCUGAUACCUUUGCCAGUAAAGUGGCUGCUACUCAGGACCAGUAUGCGGAUGCAUCUGUGGGAAAUGUGACAGGAAGCAACGCGGUUAAUGUCUUCCUAGGCAUUGGGGUGGCCUGGUCUGUAGCUGCAAUAUAUUGGGAAGUCAAAGGUAAGGUCUUCCGUGUGGAACCCGGCUCACUGGCCUUCUCCGUCACGCUCUUCACCAUUUUUGCCUUCUUCACUAUGGGAGUGUUGAUGAUACGCCGGAGACCGUCCAUAGGCGGCGAACUGGGAGGCCCACGGAUCUCUAAAAUCCUCACGUCACUGCUUCUCUUUGGUCUCUGGUUUCUCUACGUCCUCUUCUCCAGCUUGGAGGCCUACUGCCAUAUACAAGGCUUCUGAGAAAUCACAGCUGGGGAGAGUAAUGACUGCGCAAUCACAAACACACACAUCACCAGGACAUUCACCUGGACAGUACUGUUACAGUAAAUACAGCUGAGCAGACCUAUCAUCACUUGACAACUGCUGCCAUGGUUCAUAAAAAAUGUAAUCAAAGACAGACUUUCACAUGCAAAUCUGUACGUCACAUCCAUUGCGUGACAGUUCCAGUCAGUAGAAUUGAUUGUGACAGUAUUGAUCAUUUUCACAUAAGUGGACUAAAUAAUAUGCAGUGACUGUUUUUGAUAAAGGAGAGCAAAUGGUCAACGUGUACUCUGUGAAGUCUCUGGAUUUUGCUUGAUAAUGGCUUGAUGCCUGAUGACUCAUAAACUGGAUUUCAAGUUUGGUCUUCUCCUCAUGCGUAUAGAAGCUUUUGAAUCAGGUAGACUGCCUAACCUAGUGAUUGAGUAAGAUAAUCAGUGACCGCUGUUUUUAUACAGACAAGCAAUGUAAGUGAUAAUACAUGACAAGCUGCUUUGAUAUAUGAAAACAUUGAUAGAGGAACGCCACUCUGCCUUGCCUUGUUGCGGUGGAGUCGUUUUGUUUAUCAGGACACCUCUGACUGUAUCAUCACACUUAUACCAUGGCCACUUGUCACAGGCAAAAAGAGAAGCUGUGUUCAAAUUGUCAUUCAUUUUUUUAAAGUUUGUUGUUGUCAUUAAGCAUGGACCUAAGUAUGGAUAACCCAUAGUUAGGUCUGUUUGACCAGUUAGAGUUAAUUGAUAACAGCACAAAGCAAAAAUACUGUUGCUAUGGUUACCUUAAAUUUUUGUGCGCAGAUUUAGGAUGAUAGUUAAAAUGUUGACUGGAACUGUUUGAGUUUUCCCGGUGUACAAUUUCGAAAGAAACCUCUCCAGCCAAUCAGAAGCAAGUAUUUUCUGCGGCCAUGGUAUAAAAAACUGAGAGAUAAGCUGCUGUUGUAAUAUUGCAUCGCAAAAUUGUUUAUCUCUGUUCAGUUAUGUGAUACGGGGCAUUGUUUAGUGCACUGGUUCUCUUUUUCACGUCAAGGACCCCUGAACUGACACAAAUUAGACCAUGGACCCCCAUCUUUGUCCCAGGGUCCCCCAUCUC